Entelurus aequoreus (snake pipefish) is the source of this 4235-nucleotide messenger RNA. It is a transcript of the gene agap1, whose product is annotated as ArfGAP with GTPase domain, ankyrin repeat and PH domain 1. The transcript has 21 exons. The record is from RefSeq and is a predicted model, not a curated record. The coding region runs from base 392 to 3886 and encodes 1164 amino acids. Gene Ontology annotation, molecular function: GTPase activator activity; GTPase activity; protein binding. Gene Ontology annotation, cellular component: nucleus. NCBI's taxonomy places the organism in Eukaryota, Metazoa, Chordata, Actinopteri, Syngnathiformes, Syngnathidae.
AGCGGCGAGGAUCCACGACGUCCACGACGUGCUCCACUUGCAGUUGUAGUCGUGGAAAGUGCUCAAUGGCCGUGACGGCUGCAGCGGGAGGCGCGGGGAAGGACUCACGUCUCACGAGCGUCUCGUGAAGCGCACGCGUGUUUUUUUUUUUGUUUUUUUUUUUUAUAAACUUUUUUUGUCCAUAGACUGCAUGACCAGCUGCAUCGUGAGGGAUGAAGGCGACGUGCACUUCCUGUCAGCUUCUUGCACAUCUGGAUGAAGGGAAGUUGUCAUGUUGCUAAUUGAGGGCUUUAAUAUUCCCACUUUGAAUGCCGCCUUCAUGUGGGGACCCCACAGGGUCUCCCUGGGGACCAGGCUUUUCUUUUCUUUUUUUUUUAAAGUAACUUAAACCAUGUUUUUUCUGGAUGGGAAUUGUUGUCAAGGAAUGGAGAGAGGAAUGCCUCCGAAGAAGAUCGUGUACUGCAUAUCCCUCACGCUAGUGAAGAAAGAGACUUUGGAGGACGGGGGUGACGCGUUGGACCCUCAGCUGGUGAAAAUCCCCAAGCUGGGGGCCUUCCGGCGGGAAGCCUCGCUGGACGCCCAGCGCAGCAUUUUUCUGGAACAAGUGCAGGAAGCGGAGGUGGAGUCAGAUGACUUGUCAACACGAAGCUCCAUGAGGAACUUCAGGACACUCAGCACAGGCCAGCUGGAGCUGGGGAGGCUCAAGUUCUCUCGCAAGCGGCAGAAGAGGGAAGAGCCCGCGAGGUGUCAGGAAUCACAGUCAUCUGACAAACACAUUUGUACCAAGACAAACUCUGCUAGGAAUGUAGUGAGUAGCAGCGUCAUGAAGAUGAAGACACUUUUCAAGUCAAAGAGUUUGGACAAGAGGAGUCCUGAGUCGCCAGAGCUUGACAAGCUGACAACCACACGCUCACCUCAUCCGGAGCCUGGCCUGCUGCGACGCAGCUUCAGCUUCCGACACUGGACUAGCGGUGAUUUGCUGCGUCUGCACGCGCUCACAAAGGACAAACACCACAACAGUUCUGGCUGCAUUGGUCCUGAUGCUGCAUGUAAAGGACAGAAGGUCACAGGAGUUGACGCUGAGCUCCAGAGGCCUGCCAGCCGCCCUCAUCCUGGCACCAGACAGAAAAGCCAGACGUUGGAGGUCGGUGCCAUCCUGAACAAGACAGACUCCGUGUCUGAGCUCGGCUGUGUUAAGAAUCGCACGCUGGACAACAGCGACUUGCAGCUCCUGGCUGCACAGAGGGAUGGGUGUGCGCUACCACGCAACGGACAAGAGCGUUCCGGUGAGAGUCGGCUAGUGCAGUUCUUCAGUGGCAUCUUCUCCCGCAGGGACGAUACCUCCACCCUCAUACCAGCCGGGAGCCCUAGCAAAUUCAGAUCCCUGCGCCAGAGGAUAUUGCCUUUGCAGUCCAGCACAGAAAACGUGAACGGCGGAAGCACAGUUGAUGCUUUUGUGAACAGCCAGGAGUGGACUCUCAGUCGCACCGUGCCAGAACUCAAAGUGGGCAUUGUGGGUAACCUGGCCAGUGGAAAGUCAGCACUGGUCCACAGGUACCUUACAGGAACAUAUGUCCAGGAGGAGUCGCCUGAAGCUGACGUGGAUGCAGGUGGACGCUUCAAGAAAGAGAUCGUGGUUGAUGGGCAGAGUCACCUGCUGCUCAUCAGGGAUGAAGGGGGCCCGCCCGAGGCUCAGUUUGCCUUGUGGGUGGACGCAGUCAUCUUCGUCUUCAGUCUUGAGGAUGAAAUCAGCUUCCAGACAGUCUAUCACUACUUCAAUCGCCUGGCCAACUACAGGAACGCUGCCGACUUGCCGCUGGUUCUAGUCGGCACGCAAGAUGCCAUCAGCUCAUCAAACCCGAGGGUGAUCGACGACAGCCGGGCCAGAAAACUUUCCAACGACCUAAAGCGCUGCACCUACUACGAAACCUGCGCCACCUACGGCUUGAAUGUGGAGCGAGUCUUCCAAGAUGUUGCUCAGAAGAUCGUGGCCAUUAGGAAGAAGCAGCAGCUGUCCAUCGGCCCGUGUAAAUCACUGCCCAACUCUCCCAGUCACUCGUCCGUCUGUGCCACCCAGGUGCCCAGCGUCCAGGCCAACCAGACGACAAACGGCGGGGGCGGCUUGAGUGACUACUCCUCAUCAGUGCCGUCCACACCGAGCACCAGCCAGAAAGAGCUGCGCAUCGAUGUGCCGCAGACCACCAACACGCCCACGCCCGUCCGCAAGCAGUCCAAGCGACGCUCCAACCUGUUCACCUCCAGGAAGGCCAGUGAGACGGAGAAGGAUAAGAAAAGUCUGGAGGCUCGAGCCGACAGCAUCGGCAGCGGGCGAGCUAUUCCCAUAAAACAGGGUAUGCUGCUGAAAAGGAGUGGCAAGUCUCUCAACAAGGAGUGGAAGAAAAAGUAUGUUACUCUCUGCGACAAUGGGCUGCUUACCUACCACCCCAGUCUACAUGACUACAUGCAGAAUGUCCACGGUAAAGAAAUCGACCUUCUCAGGACCACUGUCAAGGUGCCGGGGAAACGACCCCCACGGGCCGUGUCUACCUGUGCAGUUAUGCCCAGCCCAAAAAGCAACGGUUUGACAAAGGACAUGAGCAUCCUGCAACUGGGACAGACUCCAGGUUCUGUGUCCAGCAGCUCGUCAGUAUCUCAAAUGGCGAGCAGCGUCAACCUGGUGUCUUUCAACAACCGCGGCACCGACGGCAUGCAUCAGCGCUCCUACUCGGUGUCCAGCGCCGACCAGUGGACCGAAGCCACUGGCCUCACCAACUCAGGAGCCAGCACGGAUGCAGGCUUGGUUGACCCCAUGUGUUCCAGUCCCAGCAUCUCCAGUACCACCAGUCCCAAGAUUGAGCCGCCCCCAUCACCACAUGCCAACCGAAAGAAGCACCGGCGGAAGAAAAGCACCAGCAACUUUAAGGCGGACGGCCUCUCUGGCACGGCAGAAGAACAAGAGGAGAACUUUGAGUUCAUCAUCGUAUCGCUAACGGGUCAGACGUGGCAUUUUGAAGCCACUUCAUAUGAGGAAAGAGACGCGUGGGUGCAGGUCAUUGAAGGUCAGAUCCUGGCCAGUCUGCAGUGCUGCGAGAGCAGCAAGAACAAGUCUCGCCUGACCAGCCAAACGGAGGCGAUGGCGCUGCAGGCUAUCAGAAGUGUGCGUGGAAAUAGCAGCUGUGCCGACUGUGACACUCAAAACCCUGACUGGGCCAGUCUCAACCUCGGCGCCCUGAUCUGUAUUGAGUGCUCUGGGAUUCACAGAAACUUGGGUACUCACUUGUCACGGGUGCGCUCGCUGGACCUGGAUGAGUGGUCCAUGGAGCUAAUCAAGGUCAUGUCUGGCAUUGGCAACGAGCUCGCCAACAGUGUGUGGGAGGCAAACUCACAUGGUCACUUGAAGCCUGCACCAGAUGCCAGCAGGGAGGAACGUGAGCGCUGGAUCCGGGCCAAAUACGAGCAGCGUCUCUUCCUGGCGUCGCUGCCGUGCACGGAGCUGUCGCUGGGCCAGCAGCUGCUGCGUGCCACGGUGGAGGAGGACCUUCGCGGCGUGGUGCUGCUGCUCGCCCACGGCUCCCGGCAGCAGGUGAACGAGACGUGCGGCGAGGGCGACGGACGCAACGCGCUCCACCUGGGCUGCCGCAAAGGCAACGUGGUCGUCACGCAGCUUCUGAUCUGGUACGGCGUGGACCUGAUGGCGAGGGACGCCCACGGCAACAGCGCCAUGGCGUACGCUCGGCAGGCCAACAGCCAGGAGUGUGUGGACAUGUUGGCGCAGUACGGAUGUCCAGACGAACGCUACCCGCUCAUGGCCACACCCAACUUGUCACGCCGCAACACCAACCGCAACAACAGCUGCAGCAGCGCAGGGAGCUCCGCCUUUAUUUGACUCACUUCUUACCUGUGCACACCUGUCCUGUCAGACUGCUGGGACCAGGUGACAAGAGUGCACACCUGUCCUGUCAGACUGCUGGGACCAGGUGACAAGAGUGCACACCUGUCCUGUCAGACUGCUGGGACCAGGUGACAAGAGUGCACACCUGUCCUGUCAGACUGCUGGGACCAGGUGACAAGAGUGCACACCUGUCCUGUCAGACUGCUGGGACCAGGUGACAAGAGUGCACACACCUGACCUGUCAGACUGCUGGGACCAGGUGACAAGAGUGCACACCUGUCCUGUCAGACUGCUGGGACCAGGUGACAAGAGUGCACACCUGUCCUGUCAGACUGCUGGGACC